UUGUAAUUAAAAGAAUAACAUACAAAAGGCGGUAAAAAUAAAAAUCGAGUAGUAAUUAGAGAUCAGUUAUAAUUUAAUAACAAAAUAGUUUGUUAAUAACAUUAUAGUUAAACACGUUUUGGUUCUUUGUUUGAGUCAUCUUCAUAAGAUGAGAAGCGCGUUACUGUAGAUUCUAAGGUGCAAUAUCUUCUGCAACAGAAGAUGCAAAAUAUAAGAGCUGCUUAAUAAUAUGAAAUUAUUUUGAUAAAGGAUUGGAAUGUCUAAAAAUAUUAAUGUCUCGUGAUUAAUCUGUAUGAGGUUAACACUUUAUUAUAAAAUCGAAUUAUAAUAUGUCUGUCUACUGUUGUGUCUGUCGGUCGGUAUCCGCUCUCGAGAUCGAUGCUAUUCUGUUUGUUCGAAUUCGUUCUAGGAAGAGGAAAAUUACAAAUAUUUUAAAUCCAUUCUUGGCUAAUAUUUUUACUUUAAAAAAUAUCUAGUAUUAAAGAGAAAUUCCUUCUAGAACGUAAAUAAGUAAAGAAGUAAUCAAUUAUGAUUGUAGUGGAUCUUAGCUUUCAAUUUUUAUAAACUGCGUCGAAAACAUCAUCGCCUUAUAACGUGUCCUUAUAACAUCGUCACUCCCACUUAAACCAUGGAAAACACAAAUCGCACCAAACGCGUGGAUCGCUAUCCCCUCCUUUUACACACAUGUGGAGGGGUCCUUUCAUGCUAUUUCGAGAUCUAGUAAAAAGUACCAGAGAAUUCUGUAUCAGGAGGAACUCUAAUGUAAUUAGUAGCCAUAGUCGCUUGCAAAACGUCGAUUAGCAAGAAGAUACGAGGUGAAAAUGGUGGAAAAUAUUCAUGUGCAAGUUAAAGACAAUUCGCCCUCGAUAGAGAAUAUCUUACGUCCAUUAUCGUACACCUCCUGGCUCAUGGGAGUUGGCGUUGCACAUCCGCGAAAGUUUCCCAAGGCUGUAACGACAAUUAUACGUGUCAUUCACUUGGUUAUGUGCUUCAUUCACAUGGCAUAUGGUUCGAUAACUUUUUUGAUCAUCGACAUCAACGUUGAUUUUGGAUACGAGAAAAUAUAUAUGUUCAUGCACUACAUGAACUGGACAAUUUCCUAUGUGUCGACGUAUUAUUACAUUUAUCACGGAAUCAGGAAGUACGACAAGUGGCCGGAACUAAUGGACAGAAUGAAGAAGCUCGAUCAGAAGAUUAGGAGGGAAAUACCCAUGAACGACCAGCCAAUAAAAAACGCGGAAGCGAUAGCGAUUCUCGCGGCUUACGCUUGCUGUCCUUUGUUCCCGAUUGUGCAUACCGUGUUUUGUUACUUGACACAUUCAGAGGACAUGUUCGCGUACAAGUGGUUCUUUUACUACAUGUUAGCCCAGUCAUUGGUCAACAGCUUUGUCUUUGACGUUAUCGUUUAUGUGAUAUAUUACAGAUUCCAAACGAUAAAUAAAGUGAUCGAACAGUUGGAUGCGUUAUCUGAUGCAUCAUGGAUCGUGCACAAGAUUAGACAAAUCAGAGAAUUGCAUAAUAGUAUGUUUCAGCUAAUAUUACGUUUUGUAUUGUAAUUUAACAAUGUAAAUUUAUUUGACUCGAGAUAUAAUAUAAUACUAUGGUACAUAUUAUGAAAAAAUUGCGAUCAUACCGAGAGCAGUUGAAUCGUAAAUUCUGUUUUGCAGAUAUUUGUGUUAUCGUCAUCACGGUAAACAAUAUUCACGGAAUUCAUCUCCUCUUCUGUUCGGCAAACUGUUUUUUUAUGAUCGUGACUACACUAAUAAGAAUCCAUUGGAUUCAUUUAGAAUGGGAGGAUGUCACUCUUGUUUUUGAAAUAACAAAACAUAUUUAUUGUAUUCUAUACGUCGCGCAAUUUGGUUUGAUUUGCUGGAUUUGCACACUUGCGCGUGAAGAAUCCGAGAGGACCGGACAAAUUAUAUACGCAUUUUUACUGAAAUGCAAACACGUAGAUGGAAACUUCAUUAGGAAUGAGGUCAAUGACUUUUCAAUUCAGCUGCAACAGAAUCGUGUUGUAUUUACAGCCUGCAAUUUCUUCGAAAUAAAUAAUAAUCUGUUCAGUCGUUUUGUUUGGGUUGUCACUGGUUACCUAAUACUGUACAUUCAAUAUUUUAUACUAUCUUAUUCAUAAGGCUUAAAACAGGUAAGGAAUUAUACUACAGACCGUAUUAUAAUAUAGUGAGGAUUAAGUUUCUUUGCAACAUUAAGUUUCUUUGCAUUAACUUUGCGUUGUAUUUUGACAAUAAUUGUUUUUUUUUGUAGGUGUUUCACGAAUUUACGCAAUCGUCAAACGGAUUACAAUCGUAGAUCGUGAUCGUAAACAUGUAAGACAGAGAUGUCCUAAUCGGAUUCAUCACGCAGAAUCAUAACCGAACGUUUCCUAUUUCGCAAUUUUCGAAAAAAUUGAUUCAGAGCAGCCGGCUGUCAAACGUAUUUAUUUUGACUUCAAUAUUGUUGUCGUGGCUCAAGACAGUAGAACUUUGAAAUAUAACGAACGUUUCUACGCGAGAAACUCUGGCUUUUACCGCUUUGCACACUCUUUGACUAAUUAUCCUGACACGUCUUUCAUCCUUUUUAUUCCACUCCUACAUUUUAUAUAUUGAAAGUUAAUUAUUAACCCUCAACUGACACACUAUAUUGGAUUCAAUGUUUUGCUACACACGAGUUACGUCAUCUGAUCAUUUUCAAUGGUCAAUUCCAUGAUUUUUUUAAAUUGAUACGCAAGAAGGUCAAGAAGAAGGUUAAAUAGAUGCGAGAAACGAGAAGUUGAAUGUAUUUGAAAUAUUCAGAAGAGAAGGAGUGUACGAUUUGAUAUGAAUGACAAUCAUUUUUGUAAACAGCCUGGGUGUACGACACCCAGUAUGUCAGCUGCGAAUUAAAAGUAAUACAUUUUAUAAGAUAUCUACUGUUAUAGUUAAUUGUCUAUAUGUGUGAAUUUCCUAUUAAUUACAAAAAUUAUAAGAAAAAACAUAUAUAUAAUAAUUUAAUCGUAUUACGGAAAUGUAAAGGAGUGUAAAACAUUAUCCUAAAAAUUCAAAAAGAUAUUAAGAGUUAUUUAAUAGAUUAAGAGCUAUAGAGAAUUGAGAAUUUGAAAACUUAUUGUAAUCUUCUAAACAAAGUCUAGGUGUCGCGUUUACGUGAAAUAUAUGAGUAUUAUGUGUAAGUGUUACGAAAGCAUAUGUACAUGCAAAAAGGUUAAUAAAAUUAACUUAAAACAACACGUGAAAAUUUGUUUGUCAUUGUCAUUGGUAUUUCGAGUCCAACCACUAUUUCAUUUAUAAUAUUUAUAUUUAAAAUAAUGAACAAAAUCUCUAAACAUUUAUUAACAUAUUUUCAAUUUUACAGAACAAAUAUUUCUUCAGUUUGGCACAAAUAAAAUAUAGUUUCAAUUAGAGUAGAUUAAAAAUUUAACAACGGCUUCUUAAAUUUUAACAAUUCAAAAAAGAGCUUGUGUGUAAGUUGAACCGGAGAUGCUAAUAUUAUUAGAUAAUAAUGAUGAACAAUACAUAAUCACAAAUGUUUGUUGUUUGAUCAUCGCUAUUGUGUCGUUACAUUUAGAGUAUCAUUAUAAUAUGAAUUAUCAUAAGCGCUAAUUUAACUGUUAUGGAAGUUGAAAUUAAAAAAUGAACUUUGGAUCGCAAUUAAUGUUCUGUCAAUUGCGGCUUCUAUAAUACGUCUAAAUGAUAUGAAAACAUACUUUUGUCUUACCCUGAAAUAAAUACCCUCGGAAUACAUUAAAAUUGAUCGUUUAGUCAGGCUUCGACAGUAUCUAUAAAUAGCAAGUGCAAAAACAUACUGUCAUCUCAUUGUGAAAAGAAAUUUGCUGUGAAAAUAUACUUUCAGGUAAAAUGAUAGUAUGCUUUACACCAACUAUUUAAAAACUGACUUGAUAGAAUACCAAUCUUAACCAGCCCUAAAGUUCAAUUUUAAUU
Messenger RNA from Solenopsis invicta (red fire ant), 3932 nucleotides. RefSeq lists its product as uncharacterized. The record is from RefSeq and is a predicted model, not a curated record. The transcript has 2 exons. The coding region runs from base 822 to 1556 and encodes 244 amino acids. NCBI's taxonomy places the organism in Eukaryota, Metazoa, Arthropoda, Insecta, Hymenoptera, Formicidae.